CCUGCCCCUGCCCCAAAGCAGAGUUGCGUGCGUGUCAUGUAGGCAAAUAUUUCCCCUCACGCUAUUCACGUCCGACUCUCCGCAUAUUCAGCUUAGCAGGCCGCGGCAAGGAGAGGAAAACGUUUCUUGUCUCAAAAUCGAUAUCCAUGGAGUCUUCUCCUAUUGACUCGUCCUCUGCAGCAUCCUCUGCGCUGUCCUCUCCGACUUUUUCUCCUCCUCACUCCGACAGCGAUCACCAGCCGAGAACACUUACAGUAACACAAUUGGAGCAGUUCAAGGUGGAAGAAAAGGUUGCCGAAAUCUACCGUGUCCUUUUUGGUGCAACCGCUCAUACACAAACCCUCAUGCUUGAACUUUGGCGUGACAAUCAUAUUGAAUUCUUGACAAGAGGACUUAAUCAAUUGGGGCCAACCUACCAUGUCUUAGAUGCGAAUCGACCUUGGUUGUGCUACUGGAUUAUUCAUUCUAUAGCUUUAUUGGGGGAAUCUCUUGGUACAGAACUUGAGAAUAAUACUGUGGACUUUUUAUCUCGGUGCAAGGACAUAAAUGGUGGAUAUGGCGGUGGACCUGGCCAGUUGCCUCAUCUUGCAACAACAUAUGCUGCAGUGAACACACUUGUUACUCUGGGAAGUGAUACAGCUCUUCUUUCAAUGAACAGAGAGGCAGUGCACAAGUUUUUGAUGCAAAUGAAAGAUUCUUGUGGAGCUUUCAGAAUGCACCAUACUGGGGAAAUGGACGUUCGAGCAUGCUAUACUGCAAUAUCUGUUGCAAGUAUAUUAAACAUUUUGGAUUUCGAACUUGUAAAAGGUGUUGGAGAUUACAUUCUAAGAUGCCAAACAUAUGAAGGUGGUAUUGCUGGAGAACCGGGUUCUGAAGCUCAUGGUGGGUACACAUUUUGUGGAUUAGCAGCAAUGAUUCUUAUAAACGAGGUGGAUAGGUUGGACUUGACCAGUUUGAUUGAUUGGGUUGCUUUUCGUCAUGGAUUGGAAUGUGGGUUUCAAGGACGAACUAACAAGUUGGUUGAUGGCUGCUAUUCUUUUUGGCAAGGAGGAUCUCUUUUUUUAAUUCAAAAAUUAUUUUCAAUUGCUGAAAACCAAAUUAAAUCGCCGCGGGCAAGCAGAGAAUGGCUAUUCAAAGAAGAAAAUGUGGAUUCUAUUUCUUGUACAGGGUCUAAGCCUGUUGAAAAUCCAUGCCAAGUUCAUUAUUUUAAUGGCGAAGAUGCAGGGCAGCGAUCUGAUAUUGGCUUUGAAUUUAUUAGGACUCUAAAUGGUGGACCUCUCUUCCACAACAUUGCUCUUCAGCAAUAUAUACUCCUUUGUUCCCAGGUGAUUGAUUAUGGUUUUUAA
Phalaenopsis equestris is the source of this 1346-nucleotide messenger RNA. RefSeq names its product protein farnesyltransferase subunit beta. NCBI's taxonomy places the organism in Eukaryota, Viridiplantae, Streptophyta, Magnoliopsida, Asparagales, Orchidaceae. The record is from RefSeq and is a predicted model, not a curated record. Gene Ontology annotation, molecular function: protein farnesyltransferase activity. Bases 147 to 1346 code for a protein of 399 amino acids. The transcript has 13 exons. Gene Ontology annotation, biological process: protein farnesylation. Gene Ontology annotation, cellular component: protein farnesyltransferase complex.